Molecule: messenger RNA, 570 nt
Organism: Ilex paraguariensis (yerba mate)
Lineage: Eukaryota; Viridiplantae; Streptophyta; Magnoliopsida; Aquifoliales; Aquifoliaceae
Source: the annotation of a GenBank genome assembly
AUGUAUGCUGAUCAGGUCAUUCCGCGCCCAAUUGGCUUCACCCUCUCCAGUCCGUUACCAUUCCCAACACACCCACUUGCAGAAGCCAAACUCUUUUGCCGAAAACAACCACCAUCACUCACCACAACCAGAGCUCUCAGAGAGUGGCAGGAAUAUGAGGAAGCAGUGAAAAAGAAGGACCUGGCUCAAGCUCUUCGGUUCUUGCAAGAUAUCCCAGUCGAACCCCACAAUUCUUCGAUUGACUCAACUCCGUCUAGGGUUGUUAAUGGUGAAUUGGGGCUGUUUGGAAUCUUUGGAUUGGACAAGGAUUGGGAGGUGUUAGAUACAUGCUUGAAUGCUGUUCUGGAGGAACCAAGAGAUGUUACACCAACUGUUUUGAAGUCGUCAACUGGUCUGGAAGCAUACCUUAUGGGGUGCUCAAUUCGUGGGGUAAUUUUAGACCCCAUUGUCGCGAUGCAAAUGGGCAUUCAAGGGCCGGAGCAGAUGCUGAUCUGUGUAUUGAAGGAGGAGCUCAUUUCAGGAGGAGUAUCAGUUCCAGUUUUGGGAUGUUUUGCAGGCAGGCUGGUCUGA